Messenger RNA from Coregonus clupeaformis (lake whitefish), 639 nucleotides. Its product is annotated as protein argonaute-3. The transcript is spliced from 4 exons. Gene Ontology annotation, molecular function: protein binding. Lineage: Eukaryota; Metazoa; Chordata; Actinopteri; Salmoniformes; Salmonidae. The annotation marks the transcript as partial. The record is from RefSeq and is a predicted model, not a curated record.
GAGCCGUUGGAGCCCAGCCCCUGUUCACCGUACCGCAGCGGCCUGGCUAUGGCACCAUGGGGAAGCCCAUCAAGCUGCUGGCCAACUGCUUCCAGGUGGACAUCCCCAAGAUAGACGUCUACCUCUAUGAGGUGGACAUCAAGCCCGAGAAGUGCCCGCGCCGUGUCAACAGGGAGGUGGUGGACUCCAUGGUGCAGCACUUCAAGGUUACCAUCUUUGGGGAUCGCCGGCCAGUCUACGAUGGGAAGAGGAGCUUGUACACAGCCAACCCGCUGCCUGUGGCAACCGCAGGGGUGGAUCUGGACGUCACUCUACCGGGCGAGGGGGGCAAGGACCGGCCCUUUAAGGUCUCAAUCAAGUUUGUGUCCCUGGUGAGCUGGCACAUGCUGCACGAGGUGCUAACCGGCCGCAGCAUGCCUGAGCCCCUGGAGCUGGACAAGCCCAUCAGCACCAACCCAGUCCACGCUGUGGAUGUGGUGCUGCGACACCUGCCCUCCAUGAAGUACACUCCGGUGGGUCGCUCUUUCUUCUCAGCCCCAGAGGGCUAUGACCAUCCCCUGGGUGGGGGGAGGGAAGUGUGGUUUGGUUUCCACCAGUCUGUACGCCCCGCCAUGUGGAAGAUGAUGCUCAAUAUUGACG